AUGGCGGUAAGAGAGGGAUACCUAUGCCCUCAGGGAUCCAGGUCAGGAAGUGAUCAGCAUAAUUCAGGAUGCCGCUACCACGGAGGAGCUGCCAAUCAUGAGUUACACAACUGUGACGAAUUUAGGCAGGAGGUUCGGAGGAUGUUAUCACUCAAAACUUUGAGAUGUCAGCGAAAGUCGAGGAUAGAGGGUGAAGUGAACAUAACCAGGUUCGGCCGAGAGGCCUCUACCCCCAAUCCAAGAAUAGUUUUUUCUGCUCCCAACACACCAACACCACCAACACCACCAAUAACGAUUAUCCGAGGUCCACCUCAACUCUCAGUCACUAAUACCCAUGCGGUACCUUGGAACUACAACCUCCAAGAAUUUACUCAGGGUGCAUCCAGCAGCACUUCAACUCCUACCCUCAACCAUACCCACACUCAACCCAUUACCCCUCCUAAGCCAUGCUUCGCUCCUCACGAGCAUUUUAAGAUGACCUGUAUAAGACCCUCCAACAAUGCUACUCCCCAACCAGACCCAAAACCUAUCACAACCAGUAACUCACUCCCACAAGAUCAGGAAGUGGACUUUAUAACCAGGAGUGGGAGAUGUUACGGAAAUGAUGAGGCAGAAACGAAGAAGGAGAGAGUAAAAAUGGGAGAGCCACAAGAAAAUAUGGAGGAAGGGGCUGUGAGGGUUAAGAAAGGGGAACCUAGUGAAAAGAAAGAAGAGGAGGAACUGUUGCUACAGAUCAUAAAACAAAGCGAAUAUGACGUCAUUGAGCAGUUAAGAAAGACACUCACUCGAUUUUCCUUACUGUCCUUGAUUUUAAGCUCGGCGUCCAAUUUUAUCACUUUUUCGGAAGAUGAAGUAGACCCGACUGGCUUGAAGCAUACCAAAGCUUUGCACGUGACAGUCAAGUGUAAGGGGUACAUAGUUGCUAAAGUCCUGAUUGAUAAUAGAUCUGCCCUCAAUGUCUUGCCUAAUGCCACAUUAGCAAAAUUACCUGUUGAUCCAUCAGCCAUAUGCCAAAGUGCCAUAGUAGUAAGAGCCUUUGACGGUAUAAAGAGAGAGGUACUAGGGGACAUCGAUUUGCCGCUUCAGAUCAGGGCAUGCACUUUUAACGUCACGUUUCAAGUAAUGGAUAUUGAGUUGACAUACACCAUGUUGUUAGAGAGACCCUGGAUCCAUUCGUCAAAUGCGGUACCUUCAACUUUGUAUCAAAGGAUCAAAUACAUCAUGAGCAGCAAAAUCAUCACAUUAAGAGGGGAGGAAGCCAUGCUAGUCACUGAGCCUCAAUCGGUUCCUUAUGUAGAAACAACCGAAAGAUCCUUGGAAAGUUCUUUCCAAGCGUUGGAGUUACAAAGAACUACUCCGAAGGACGAAGGGGCUGUCGCAAUAGUUGUAAAGGUGAUGUUGAAGAGUGGCUAUGAAAAAGGCAAGGGAUUGGCCACUGCGUUACAGGAGAUUAUCAAACCUGUACCGGCUAUCCAGAAGAUUGGUCACUUCAGCUUGGGAUAUGAGGAAGAUGCUUUAGUGGAUGGAAGAUUCUAG
Hevea brasiliensis (rubber tree) is the source of this 1536-nucleotide messenger RNA. RefSeq lists its product as uncharacterized. NCBI's taxonomy places the organism in Eukaryota, Viridiplantae, Streptophyta, Magnoliopsida, Malpighiales, Euphorbiaceae. The record is from RefSeq and is a predicted model, not a curated record. The transcript is spliced from 2 exons. Bases 1 to 1536 code for a protein of 511 amino acids.